This is a messenger RNA of Mastomys coucha (southern multimammate mouse), 2540 nucleotides long. RefSeq names its product mediator complex subunit 30 (gene Med30). The transcript is spliced from 4 exons. NCBI's taxonomy places the organism in Eukaryota, Metazoa, Chordata, Mammalia, Rodentia, Muridae. Gene Ontology annotation, biological process: positive regulation of DNA-templated transcription. The coding region runs from base 91 to 627 and encodes 178 amino acids. Gene Ontology annotation, molecular function: transcription coregulator activity. Gene Ontology annotation, cellular component: mediator complex. The record is from RefSeq and is a predicted model, not a curated record.
CAGCGCUUGCGUCACGGCGGGCGGAAGUGGCGCCGCUCGUUUGAAAUCUGCCGAGUGGGCUCGCGCCGGACCCGAGCCGCUAGGGGUGCCAUGUCCACCCCUCCGCUGGCGCCCACGGGCAUGGCGUCCGGGCCCUUCGGCGGCCCGCAGGCUCAGCAGGCCGCGCGCGAGGUCAACACGGCCACGCUGUGCCGCAUCGGGCAGGAGACCGUGCAGGAUAUCGUGUACCGCACCAUGGAGAUCUUCCAGCUGCUCAGGAACAUGCAGCUGCCAAAUGGUGUCACUUACCAUACUGGAACUUACCAGGACCGGUUAACGAAGCUGCAGGACCACCUUCGGCAACUUUCUAUUCUCUUCAGGAAGCUACGACUGGUCUAUGACAAGUGUAAUGAGAACUGCGGAGGAAUGGACCCCAUUCCUGUUGAGCAACUUAUUCCAUAUGUGGAUGAAGACGGCUCAAAGAAUGAUGACCGGGCUGGUCCACCUCGUUUUGCUAGCGAAGAGAGACGAGAAAUUGUGGAAGUAAAUAAGAGACUCAAACAGAAGAAUCAGCAGCUGAAGCAGAUCAUGGACCAGUUACGGAGUCUCAUCUGGGACAUAAAUGCCAUGUUGGCAAUGAGGAACUGAUCUGAUACUUAAAUCUCCUGCUCAACUCAUGUGAUACGGUUGGGCUUUUUCCCCUCUUGAGUAUUCCUCCCUUUGGAAAACAUUAUUUAUAUCUUUAUUCUAACAGCUAGCACUAAAGCUUCUGUUCCCUCUUUAAAGUAUUUACUAGCCUUUUUUUUUAAUACUGUGGGUUUUAUGAAAGAUUAUUAUAAUACCUUUGAUAGGGUGUGAAUUUUGGUUAAUCUUCAGAAAUUGCAUAAAUUUAAAAAAAUACAAAUAAAAAGUUAAACAUAACCAGCUUGCUUGUUUCAGUUACCCUUUCAAAGGCAAGUAAAGUAUAAAUAUUUUAGCAUAUUAAAAAUACCAAAGUUUUUCUCUGAAAGAAAUUAUUAAAAUAAAAAAUAUACCAGCUCAUUUUUUAAAUUCAAUUUUACCUUCAAACCAGUUAAAAUAAGAAAACAGUUUGUUAUUCUAAAAUUACUUUUAUCACGAUCUUAAAGCAUUUUUCUGAAUUGAAAUGAGAGAGACGAUUUGAAGGUACAAAUGGGUUGCAGAUACAUGCUUAGCUGCACCUUGCCUUGGGCCCAGUAGCACGGACCUUGUGUCAGAGACAUCCCGAUCCCAAGUUUGUUUAGAAACAGUGAAUUUUUAAGAAUUCUAAUCAAGACUAUUUAGGACAGUUGUUCUCAACCUUCCUAAUGCUGUGACCUCUUAAUACAGUUCCGCAUAUUGUGGCGACCCCCAACUAUAAAAUUAUUUUCAUUGCUACUUCAUAACUGUAAUUUUGCUACUGUUAUGAUUUAUAAUGCAGAUAUCUAAUAUGCAAAUAGUCUUAAGACUCUUAAGUGACCCCUCUGAAAGGGUUGUUCAACCCCCAAAGGGGGCUCAACACAUAGGGUAACAACAGUUGCUUUAAGACAAGUACUUUUUCCGUUUACAGGUCUGUCUGUGUUAUCCUUUCAAGCCUGAGUCACAAGCCCUGGCCUGACUUGACUGAAAAUCCUGCUAUUUGGCUCUUGCUUGGGGAUUAAGUUUCUCCAAAAGGUUACAUAAGAAGCUGACCAGCUUCCUGUGGGAAAAGGAACAGGGGUGGUCCAGAUCAGAGUUCAGAGUAUGCUGACCUUUCAUUGUCUCCACUUUGGCACCUUCUGAAUGUUCUAGCCUGUGCAGAUAUUAUCUGAUCAAAACCAUACAUUUCAUGUGAGCUAUGCAGAUUGCCAGCAGUAACAGGUGACAGAGGCCAAGAAGGCUUAAGUUUACUUUUGCUGAUGCAGUUCUGAGCAAGCCCACUGUUGGUCAGAACCAUAUGGAAAGCUCAGUAUAGCUGCAACAGGGCAAAAGCAACGGUGUGAACCUGUGACACAGAGAAGAAAGUAGUACAGAGGUGGCAUAGGGCGGUACUCCACAGGACCUGUGGAUACUACAGUUUGUUAACACAUGCAGGAUUUCUGUAGAUUUUCAUAUGUAGCAUAGACUAUGAAUUUAUCAUCGUGACUGUAGUAUACUGUUAUGCAAUUGUUGAUAAUGAGGCAUACAUGCAUUGAGAGUAGUAUUUACCAGAGCUCCACUUGACUUCAGCUAAACACAUACCUCUCUUGAACAAAACACUUGGCAGUGUGAAACCAUAUGUAUAUAAACAGGGUAUACACACACUUUCCUCUAAACAAUUCAUGUAGCAAUAUGUUAGCAACAUAGGACCCCUACUUGCAUCAAGCUGCACACUACCCUCUGAAUAAUGGAGUAAGUUUCUCAUCCCUUUAGUAACCAUCUUACUUAAACUCUUCAGUUGUACCAAGAAGGUAGAGCUAGGCAGAUCUGGCUUAGAAUAAAAAGGCCUAAACAGUCAAUACUCAGGGCCCUUGAGUGUCUUCACUCACCGUGUAUUCUGGUGAAUUCUGUUACUUACCUUUGAAUAAACUUUCCUUGCUCCUUUC